AUGCGUGAGCACGCGCUUGCUCUGGAGAGGCAGGUAGACGCGCGAGAGGCCGAGGCGGCGCGGCACGCGGAGCGGCGGGAGGAGCGGCGGCGGCGGCGCGAGGGGCGGCAGCGGGAGGCUGGGGGCGGCGGCGGCAAUAGGGACGGGGAGGGCGGCGGGGCGGCGGUGGAGGUGGAUGCGGCUGAGAUUGCGGGGCAGGUGCGGGGCUUCCUGCAGCACCUCUCGGGCUACGAGGGCGCGGAGGUCCCGCAGCCAAGAGGUGGCGGCGGCCCGGGCAGCCCAGGCGCAGCAGCAGCAGGAGCAGCAGCAGCAGCACCAGGGGCGGCCGGGCGCAGCGGCGACGUGCGCUUCGACCCUGAGGGGUUCCUGGCCAACCUCGCGGCCGCGAUGGGGCCGGGGGGCGGCGGCGGCGACGGCGGGCCGGCUGCGGUGGCGGGCCUGGAAGCGCUGUUGGGCGGCCUGAAGCAGGCGGCCGCGGCCGCGGGCGUUGACGUGGGGCAAGGGUUUGGAGACGAGGACGAGGAGGAGGAUGAGGGGUGGAGCUCGUCUGAGGAGGGGUCCUCGUUUUUUGGCAGCGGGUCCGAGUCGGGUAGCGAGGGGGCGGACGAAGAGGACCGGCAGCAGCACCGGGCAGGGCCGCAGCAGGGGCAGCAGCGGCAGCGGCAGCAGCUGCCGGACAACUGGCUGGAAGUGCCGCAGCCGCCCGCGUCGGCCGCGACGGCACGCGGAGCCUCUGCGGCAGCUGCGCCCCGCGCCGGCGCCAGGGGCGGCCCCGGGCCCCUGCCGCCGCGGCUGGCGCGGCUGCAGGAGUUGUGGGAGGUGCGCACCGCCACUGACAGCGACGACGACGGCGCCGGUUCCGCCGGGUCCUCCGCGUCGGACGACCAGCUGUCCAUCGGCGGGGACGACGCUGACGAGGAUGCUGACGAGGACGAGGACGGGGGCGGCUCGGGCUUCGAGGACGCGUAUGCAGAGGCCCUCGACGCUGAGCUGGCGGCCACGCGGCUCGCAGACAGCUUCGAGCGCGCGCCGCCGGCCGGCGACAGCUCCGCCACUGCCGCUGCGGCGGGGGCAGAAGAAGGGGGCGGGCCUGGUGCGGCGGGCCUGCGGCCGGUGGACCUUGAUUUGAACCUGGUGAAGAGCCUGAUGGCGUCGUAUACCAGCCAGGGCGGCCUGCCGGGGCCGGCCAGCAACCUGGCGGGGCUGCUGGGGCUGACGCUGCCCAAUGAGGAGGCCGCGGGCGGCGGCGGCGGCGGAGGGGACCGGCGGUGA
Monoraphidium neglectum is the source of this 1272-nucleotide messenger RNA. RefSeq lists its product as hypothetical. NCBI's taxonomy places the organism in Eukaryota, Viridiplantae, Chlorophyta, Chlorophyceae, Sphaeropleales, Selenastraceae. The record is from RefSeq and is a predicted model, not a curated record. Bases 1 to 1272 code for a protein of 423 amino acids. The transcript has a single exon. Gene Ontology annotation, cellular component: nucleus.